AUGUGGCGCAGCGCCGGCCUCGCUGGCGACGCGCAGAAGGCUGAGACCAAAGAGGAAUUUGUAAAAGUUAGAAGGAGGGAUUUGGAAAGGCUGACAACUGAAGUUAUGCAACUGCGGGAUUUCUUACCCAAAAUAGUAAAUGGAGAUAUCUUGGGGACAUUCCAGAAGCUGGAUGCUAUUGAAUCAAACCUGGAGAAAAAGGAGGAGGAAAUAGAGCAGCUGAGAAUGGAUUGUGAACACUUCAGAGCCCGUCUGGAAACGGCCCAGGCAGAUUGCAUGAGAGAAAAGAAGGAGAAGCUGGACUUGCGGCAGCAGCUGAGCGAGGCCAAGCAGCAGCUCCUGCAGCAGGCAGAGUAUUGCACAGAGAUGGGAGCAGCCGUGUGCACCUUGCUCUGGGGGGUAUCCAGCAAUGAGGAGGCUGUGAAAUCCAUUCUAGGAGGAAGUAAAGCAGUAAAGUUUUUCACAAUCACUGCCCAGACCAUGGAGAGCUUUGUGAAGUCAUUAAGUGAAGACAUGAAACAGCAGGAUUUGGAUUCUGAGGAAAAUCAGUUUGUAUUAGCUUUGGCAGGGAUUGUAACAAAUGUGGCUGCACUGGCGUGUGGCCGUGAGUUCCUCGUCAGUUCCAGUCGGGAAUUACUGGACACGAUGAUGCAUCUCCUGGGAGACAUGAAGCCAGGACUCUGUAACAAAUUUAAAGUGCUGAUGCUAAUGUCACUUUACAAUGUGAGUAUCAACUUAAGAGGCUUGAAGUACAUCAGUGAAAGUCCAGGUUUUAUUCCCCUGCUUUGGUGGCUGUUGAAUGACCCGGACACAGAGGUCUGCCUGCAUGCCCUGCGGCUGCUGCAGUCGGUGCUCCUGGAGCCGGAGGUGUUGGCCAGGUCGGGCGCCGAGGUGCGCGAGACGCUGCCCUUCCAGCGCAUCGUCGCCCUGUCCCAGAGCCGCAAUGCAGAGCUGCAGGCACUCGCUAAAGAACUCCUUGAGGAUCUUAAAAUAUUUGAGUACGAAGCAUAGAAGAGCUCUACAACACCAAAUGCUUACGUCUUUCCUAUAUUUUUAUGCUGCAAGAGUUGUUGGAGAUGGGCUUGACUGAAAAAAAACCCUCUGCCUAAGUUCCUCUGACAGAAUCCUUUUUGGGAAUUCGAAUUAACCUGACGAAAAUUGUACUUGUUGGGUUUUAGAUGCCCAGAUAAAACCUUGGGUGAUCUGGUAGAGAUGGGACAGGCUUAAUUUCUUUGAGCAGAAUUUUAUUGAUAACGGGUUUCCAAAAUGGUCUGUGGUUAUGUUGUGUAUUUGCUGUCUAGAUGGGGUAAAAUAUUCUCAUUCCUUGAUAACAGUUCAUUGAAGUGGUAAACAAUCCUUUUGGUCCAUCCUUAAGAAUUAUUGUACUGUGAGAAAAAAAUCUGUUGCCUUUUCUAACUCUUCUGUGACAGAAUGCACCCCAAGUUCCAGUUUUAUUGUUGUUAUUUCUCACUGCU
This is a messenger RNA of Pseudopodoces humilis (Tibetan ground-tit), 1475 nucleotides long. It is a transcript of the gene HSF2BP, whose product is annotated as heat shock transcription factor 2 binding protein. NCBI's taxonomy places the organism in Eukaryota, Metazoa, Chordata, Aves, Passeriformes, Paridae. The record is from RefSeq and is a predicted model, not a curated record. Gene Ontology annotation, cellular component: cytosol.